Phlebotomus papatasi is the source of this 1165-nucleotide messenger RNA. RefSeq names its product ubiquinone biosynthesis protein COQ4 homolog, mitochondrial-like. NCBI's taxonomy places the organism in Eukaryota, Metazoa, Arthropoda, Insecta, Diptera, Psychodidae. The coding region runs from base 71 to 1108 and encodes 345 amino acids. The transcript is spliced from 5 exons. Gene Ontology annotation, cellular component: mitochondrial inner membrane; mitochondrion. Gene Ontology annotation, biological process: ubiquinone biosynthetic process. The record is from RefSeq and is a predicted model, not a curated record.
AGAUUGUGAUUGCCAUCGUGGUGGGUUUUUUUUCCCGGAAUAUCCCAAGUGCACAACAACAAAAAAAAAGAUGACACCACUCCUGGGGGAAGAUGAUGCCAACAAUGCUGGAGCAUUGUACUUGAAGAAGGUGGGCAGUGCUGUGUUCUAUGGGGUGGCAUCCCUUAUGAUAACUGUGGUGAAUAAGAGUGUCCUCACAUCCUACCACUUUCCAUCAUUCCUGGUACUGAGUCUGGGUCAGAUGUUGGCUGGAAUUGUUGUGCUGUACGUGGCGAAGAAGAGUGGUGUACUGACGUUUCCUGAUAUGGCUAGGGAUACGCCUAGAAAAAUUUUUCCUCUGCCCCUGCUGUACAUUGUGCAGGGAUGUAGGAGGUUUUCUGUGGAGUCCACGGGAUCUUUUGGGGAGAAUUUUCAAUUGAGAAAAAUUCCUCUGACUGAGACGCAGAAGAGAAUUCUCUCAAUUGGAUCCUCAGUGGCUGCUCUGCUUGAUCCCAGAAGGCACGAUAUGAUAGCGUGUUUGGGAGAAACCACGGGCGAAGUGGCCCUGGGGCGAAUUUACAAAGAGAUGAAAUCUUGCGAAGAAGGUCUCCAGAUUCUCGAUGAUAUGCCUCGUAUCAAUUCACAGACUGUGGACCUCGAGAGACUGGAAAAUUUACCAAUGGACACUUUUGGCUAUCACUACUGGAAAUUCCUCAGUGACAAUAAAGUGACUCCAGAUUCUAGAAUGGAGGUGAGAUUUAUGGAUGAUGCAAAUUUGGCCUAUGUGAUGACCAGAUAUCGUGAAUCUCAUGAUCUUAUUCACACAAUACUGGGAAUGCCAACAAAUAUGUUGGGAGAGGUUGCGGUAAAAUGGGUGGAAGCGAUAAAUACUGGACUGCCAAUGUGCUGGGGUGGAGCUGUAUUUGGAGCAGCACGACUGAGACCAAAGCAAAGGAAAAUGUACGUCAGGCAUUAUUUGCCGUGGGCAAUUUCUGUGGGGAAAUCUGUGAAGCCUUUGAUGUCGGUUUACUGGGAAAAACGCUGGGAGCAGAAAAUUGAGGAGAUGAGGAGCGAAUUGAACAUAAAAAUCCUAGAAAUUGAUGUGAUAUCUGGAAAGUCUGAAAAGUAGUCGUUAGGGUUAUGGAGGGAAAUUCAAAUAAAGGCGACAUUUUAGUAGUACUAAAAA